AUCCGAAGGCACCGGGGCGCGAGUGGGGGCUCCUCCAGUCGGUUCAGUGGUCACUCCCCGGCUCCCUUCCCAAUCCCUCCCAACAGCUCCCCGGAUGGCAUCCUCCUAAACCUGCUAGCUGGACAACCACAAUGCAAAUGUACAAAACAGCUUAUGUUUUGGAUUGGUUCGGUGCUUAUAACAAUUUCCUGAAAAGGCGAAUGUUCCCAAAGCUGUGAAAGGCACGAGAGAGGAUAAGAAGGAAGAAAACACACGGAGACCGUUAACCUCACUAGGUAACGCUAACGAGAAGAACAAAGAUGCCUGAGGUCCGGGACCUUUCUGAAGCAUUGCCAGAGAUGCACAUGGACCCCAUCACUGGAGUGGGAGUUGUAGCCUCCAGGAACAGGGCCCCCACUGGAUAUGAUGUGGUUUCUGCAACAACGGACGGCCUGGAUGCUGACCUGUGGAAAGACGGCCUUUUCAAAUCCAAGGUGACGCGCUACCUCUGCUUCACCAGGGUCUUCUCUAAGGAAAAUAGCCAUUUGGGCAAUGUUCUUGUGGACAUGAAGCUGAUCGAUAUAAAGGACACUCUGCCUGUGGGAUUCAUCCCCAUCCAAGAGACUGUUGACACCCAGGAGCAGGCCUUCAGGAAGAGGCGUCUCUGCAUCAAGUUUAUCCCACGGGACUCCACAGAGGCCGCCAUCUGUGACAUCCGGAUCCUGGGACGCUCUAAGCAGGCCCCCCCCCAGUACACCUUCAUAGGGGAGCUUAACAACAUGGGGAUCUGGUACCGCAUGGGGACCGUUCCUCGGGCCCAGGACUCCACAAACACACCAACCACCAACAACGUCCACGUGAGCUCGUCCUCCAGCUCUGCGCCUGUCCCACCCGCUCCCAUGCUCAAACAUAUUUCCAUGACCCUCCCAGCCAGCUUCAGAGGGAAGAACACUACCAGGCCAGACUACGAGCACCAGAACUCCAACCUGUAUGCUAUCUCAGCGAUGGAUGGCGUGCCUUUCAUGAUCUCUGAGAAGUUUGCCUGUGCCUCGUCUGAUCUGCAGCAGGUGGAUCUGAUGGGCAUCACCAUCAAGUCACUGGCUGAGAUUGAGAAAGAGUAUGAUUACAGUUUCCGCACGGAGCACAGUGCAGCAGCCCGCCUCCCACCCAGUCCAACCAGGACCUCCCUGAGCUCUGAGGCCUGAGGACGCCGGCCCGCGGAGAGAGCCGAACACCACUACUGAGCACCCUGAGAGGAAGACACUACAACAGCAAAUAUGUCCUGGUCUCUAUGUGUUAGUUGUGCUGAUGAAUUGUAAAGGAAAGUGAACCACUAAGAGCAGAUCAAAGCAGAACCCUGGGGGAUUCUGGGUGAAACCACUAGGUCCAACAUGGAUGGAGUGACCCAUUGUUGGACAAAACAGACCUUUCUUGGUCAAGGAAAAGUGAAAGGACUCUCACUCAUUAGAAUAAUGUUUUCCUGAACUAUGGUGAAGUGUUGUUGCCAGACACCCCGCCCAGCCUGGAGAUGAAGCAUGAUGGAGGCCGCUCUGACUAUCAUGCUUCCUUGUUCCAGGCCCAGCUGCUGCUCUUUGAUUGGCCAGGCCCAGCACCACAGGGCCAGUCCUCCCAGCUCAUUUUAGGAAAU
This is a messenger RNA of Etheostoma cragini (Arkansas darter), 1627 nucleotides long. RefSeq names its product multivesicular body subunit 12Ba (gene mvb12ba). The record is from RefSeq and is a predicted model, not a curated record. NCBI's taxonomy places the organism in Eukaryota, Metazoa, Chordata, Actinopteri, Perciformes, Percidae. The transcript is spliced from 10 exons. Gene Ontology annotation, biological process: regulation of epidermal growth factor receptor signaling pathway; virus maturation; viral budding. The coding region runs from base 300 to 1184 and encodes 294 amino acids. Gene Ontology annotation, cellular component: late endosome; ESCRT I complex.